AUGAUUUCAAGACAAAUCUUGAGUAGACCAAUUGUUGGUCGUAGUUUGUUGUUGAGAAGUGGAUUGACAUGUAGACCAGUUUUGGGCAAUAGUUGUAGACUAUUGCAUAGUUUUAGAGUGUUGAAACAAAAAGAAAAUGAUAAUGAUAAGGGAGAGAUUGUAUUUAAGAGCAAGAAACCGUUAAGCAGGAUUCCAAUUGGGGGAAGUUUUGAAAAACAGUCAAAUUCUGCUAACGGUGAUCGUAAACCUAUUGUCAAUACUGCCAGUGGUACAAUUGAAUUUUCAACUUGGAAAGCAGCAUUGUUAUUUAUCGUUGUUGGUUCAGGAUUAUAUUUUAUCUUUGAGAAAGAGAAGAAAAGAUUAGAAGUUGAAAGGGAAGCUGAGGCUAAUAGAGGGUAUGGUAAACCUGUAGUUGGUGGACCAUUUAGUUUAAUCAAUUGUUCCACUGGGGACAGAUUCAACGAAGAGAAUUUGAAUGAUAACUGGUCGAUAAUAUAUUUUGGUUUUACACAUUGCCCAGAUAUUUGUCCUGAUGAGUUGGAUAAGUUAGGAGUAUGGUUGAAUUCAUUGAAAACCAAAUUUAAUAUCAAGUUACAACCAAUCUUCAUUACAUGUGACCCAGCAAGAGAUACACCAGAAGUGAUGGAAAACUAUUUAAAAGAUUUCCAUCCUGAUAUAGUUGGGUUGACAGGUAGUUACGAUGAAAUCAAAAAUACUUGUAAACAAUACAGAGUUUAUUUUUCCACACCACCAAAUUUAAAACCAGGACAAGACUACUUGGUUGAUCACUCAGUAUUCUUUUAUCUAAUGGACCCAGAAGGUCAAUUUGUACAAGUGUUGGGUAUGUCCAACGAUGAAGUUACAGGUGUUGAUAAAAUCAAAGAGCUAAUCGAUGGCUAUGUCCCAUCGAGUGAAAGAGAAAAGCGUAAAGGCAAGUGGUAUUCGUUCUUAUUCGAAUAG
Messenger RNA from Vanderwaltozyma polyspora DSM 70294, 960 nucleotides. Its product is annotated as SCO family protein. Bases 1 to 960 code for a protein of 319 amino acids. Gene Ontology annotation, biological process: mitochondrial respiratory chain complex IV assembly. The transcript has a single exon. The record is from RefSeq and is a predicted model, not a curated record. NCBI's taxonomy places the organism in Eukaryota, Fungi, Ascomycota, Saccharomycetes, Saccharomycetales, Saccharomycetaceae.